Messenger RNA from Hippopotamus amphibius kiboko, 1650 nucleotides. RefSeq names its product T-cell surface glycoprotein CD3 delta chain. Gene Ontology annotation, cellular component: external side of plasma membrane; alpha-beta T cell receptor complex; membrane. Lineage: Eukaryota; Metazoa; Chordata; Mammalia; Artiodactyla; Hippopotamidae. The transcript has 5 exons. The record is from RefSeq and is a predicted model, not a curated record. Gene Ontology annotation, molecular function: transmembrane signaling receptor activity. Bases 81 to 596 code for a protein of 171 amino acids. Gene Ontology annotation, biological process: cell surface receptor signaling pathway; positive thymic T cell selection.
UCAGUUGGGGGAAGGCGGCUUUCACCCUGGCUGAUAGCUCUGUGACCUGCGUCUGUCUACUGGAUGAACUCUGCUGGAAGAUGGAACACAGCAGAUUUCUGUCUGGUCUGAUACUGACUGCCCUUCUCUCCCAAGUGAGCCCCUCCCAUAUCGUUGUGGAAGAACUUGAGGACAAAGCAUUUGUGAGAUGCAAUGCCACCCUCACUUGGAUGGAAGAAACGGUAGAACAACGGUUAGAAGGGGGUAAAGUUCUGAACUUGGGAAAACGCAUCCUGGACCCACGAGGAGUGUAUAGGUGCACUGAUACAACAAACGAAAUCAACAGAACAACUACUCUGCAAGUAUACUAUCGAAUGUGUCAGAACUGUGUGGAGCUGGACUCAGCCACGCUGGCGGGCAUCAUCAUCACUGAUAUCAUUGCCACCGUGCUCCUCGCUGUGGGAGUCUACUGCUUCGCUGGACACGAGACGGGAAGGUUCUCCAGGGCUGCUGGCACGCAAGCUUUGUUGGGGAAUGACCAGCUCUAUCAGCCCCUUCGAGAUCGGAACGAUGCUCAGUACAGUCGUCUUGGUGAGAAAUGGGCUCGGAACAAGUGAACCUGGGGCUGGUGGCUUCGAGGCGCGUUGGUUAUCGACUGGACCUUCUCUCCUUGCUCAGCCAAGAAAGAUAUCUUCCUCCACUCAGCAGGUGCCUGGACUUUUGAAGGCUCCUGGGCAAGGCAUGGGAGCGGCCCUUACUUGGCUGGGCCCUUGCCCUCCCUGCCCACUUGUUCUUUCCUUCGUCACUUCCCUCCUCUGCUCGACCUGGACCGUGUGAUGGGCAGCCUCCCACCAUAUCUUGGCCCACUGGUGUUUCUGUCCUGGUGGGCUCCCUGGGUGCAGGAUUGGCCCCACCACACUCUCUUGGCUCCAGUCCCCUAUUACAACCCUUCUACGGCUUUGACUUCCUCACCGCAGCGGAGGGCGGGCUGCUGUGUGUUGGGACACAGCCACUCAAAAGUUUCCAUGACAUCAUGAGCAGAGGUGGCAGAGACAUCAAGGGCCCUGGGGAUUACUUCUCAUCAAGGCUCCGAGAGUGUGUGUGACAAAGUCCUACUGCGGCUAAGGAGCUGGCCUUGGCUCUAUGACCCCCGUGGAGUGGUAGCCACUACCUAUGAGGAAGUCCCAGCCAAGGCCCCUUCAGUACCCUUUUCCCCUGUAUAGAAGCUACCAUUCUAUUUUCUUUCCCCAGAACCUGUCCCUGCCUGCCCCUGCCUUCUGCAUAAUAAACUGGCAUCAGAAACUCUUCAUCCAUUAAAAUAUAUUAUCCUCCUCCACCCAUUUGGAAAGCUGAAGCCUGAGACUGGGUGGGGAAUUGGGAUAUUUUGGGAUGUCAUCAUAGCUAUUGGGCUAGUGGUGGUUCUGAAACUUUGGGAUUUAUUUUUAAAAAUACACACUUGGGUCCCACUUGGGGACACUCUUGGGUCCCUAGAUGAUUCUGAAGCAGCACCAAUUCAGAGAAUCUCUGGUUUAGAGGAAGAAUUGAAGCCACUUACUCUUUUGUGUCUUUUAGGCCCGUUCAUGUCUACCGUGGGUGGGAAUCCCUCUGUUUUUUGUUCUCUGCAUAAGAGUAAUUCAAUAAAGUUUAGGACAAUUUAAUUCAAUAAACUUU